AUGGCUAAAGAGUUACCCCACUCUUGUGGCACGGUUGAGCUUUUGGAAGCUUUGGGUAACAAUGGAAAGUCUACAAAUAUGGCUCAUGUAGCCCAUAUACUUGAAAGACUAAUGUUUCGUCUGCCACGUGUAGCCCUAGCAUCAACCACAAACUCUACAGUUACUCAGACUACAGUCCCAUCUUUACUUCCUCUUGGUAGAACUCAAGACUUUGAUAUGUCACAGCCUACGAAUAUUACUGAGCGCUCUAUUGAAGGUAGUCCCAUCAGGUUGGUCCCUAUGGCAAGUGUUGAUGUUUUAAGCGAUAUCACAAAUGUUUAUGUAUCACCAGUAACUACCCCCAUUAGAAGAGGUAGAGGUCGUCCCCCGAAAAGCACAAAACCUUUGCCUUCUGUUAAUACUUCACCAAAUCAAGCAAGACAACUUGGUGCAUUACAUAUUAGGGAAACAACAUUCCGCACUGGGGAAAUUAUUAAUGGUGAUUCCCGUCCUACAUUCCAAUCCUCACAUGCUCGGGGUAGACCUCAAGGGGGUGCUUCUGUUUCUCGGAUUGUUACACCUCGGUUUCAUGACUAUAGUCGGAUGGGUUUGAAUUCAACGGACACUCCUACGAUAACCUCACCUUUGCCCACAUCUACAUUCAUGAUAUCAUCAAGAACUGUCAUUGGCGUCGAUGGUAACCCUUCUGGCCCAGAAGUUAGUGUAGUACAAACUGGGGAAACAACACCGCCCUAUGAGAUUCAUCUUAAUGUGAAUUCCAGUCCUAUUGUCGCAUCUUCCCGUCCUCGGGGUAGACCUCGAUUGAGUGCUUCAGUUCCUCGAAAUGUUAGACCUCGCUUUCUUGAAAACAGUCAAGUCGGAAUGAAUUCUAUGGGAUCUACUAUUACUACACCACCUCUGGCCACACCUGCAGUCAUGAUAUCGUCAAGAACCGUCAUUGAUGUUAAUGGUAAUGCAAUUAAUCAUACCACAUCAUCUCACGCGGACACCCCUUCUGAAACAUCCGGCUAUGGUGUUAAUCAUGUGAAUGUGGCAAGUACUACUUCUACAAUACAGGCCAAUACUGUUCGUGAAAAUGUUGUACAAAACCCCGACCCUGAACAGACUGAUGUGUAUCACCUUGCACGUCAACAACGUAGGAUGACGGAAUAUUGGGAUUGUGGUGAUGCUACAUACACGUGUGUUUAUUGUGAAGAAAAGUUUUGGUAUGGUGAACGAACGGUUAGACGUUCUACCAGAUCUAAUCCAAAAUUCUCAACGUGUUUUCGUGAAGGAAAAGUUCAGUUACCAUUUUCACAGCAUCCCCCACAAUUAUUACAAGAAUUGAUGGAUUAUAAUGGUGGAGAACGGGGGAAAAUACUUAGAGAUCUUAAUGACGGAGGUGGGCCUUACACUUUCUGCCUAAACGGGCAUAACCAUCACCGUAUUGGUACAUUGUUGCUAAUGCACGAGGAUGGGCAUCCCAGAUUUGCACAACUGUAUAUUUUUGACACUGAAAAUGAAGUUGAAAAUCGUCUUUAUGCAUUGAACAGAGCAGGUUCUUCAAAUGGAGAUGACGCAAUUCUGCGGAUGUUACUUCAAGAACUGAUAACAAUGUUUGAUGCUGUUAACCCCCUGGUACAAUCAUUUAGCAUGGCAAAAGAUAGGUUUAGGGAUUCACCAAUGGAGCGUGUUACCCUUUGUCUCAUUGCUACCCGACAAAGAGAUGGAAGACAAUACAACCUACCAACUGCAUCCGAGGUCGCUGCACUUAUUCCGGGUGAUGGUAAUCCCACUGAUUAUCGAGAUGUAAUAGUUGAGGGAAGGGGUGGUGAGCCGGGUAGAUAUCCUAUUAAGAGGAUAACUGAGCUACACCCAAGUUUUAUGGCAUUGCAAUAUCCACUGCUUUUUCCUUAUGGAGAGGAUGGGUAUCGUUUGUACAACCCUUUAAAUUUUCCUGCCAACACGAAGCGAAAGUGCAUGAGCUUGAGGGAAUAUUAUUGCUUUCGUUUGCAAGAGAGAAUCCGUGAAGAGACGGAUUCUGAUGUUGUUGGAAGAAGAAUUAUCCUGCCAUCAUUGUUUAAUGGUGGGCCUAGACAUAUGAUCCAGCAAUAUCAGGAUGCUAUGGCCAUAUGCCGUUCAAUUGGUACUCCAGAUCUUUUUGUAACCAUGACCUGCAACCCAAGUUGGGUCGAGAUUUCCCGUCAUGUUGAAAAUAGCAUACCUGGUCAACCACCGGUUGAUAAACCAGAGAUCAUCACCCGCAUGUUUAAGAUUAAAUUGGAUGAGCUAAUGGAGGACAUAGCUAAAAACCAUCAUUUUGGACGUGUAGAAGCAAUUAUUUAUACCAUUGAGUUUCAAAAACGUGGAUUGCCUCGUUGCCAUGCCCUCAUAUUUUUACACAAACAUGAUAAGAUUUCACCUGAUGAUAUUGAUCAUGUCAUCUCUGCCGAGCUUCCUUCUGAACAAGAUGACCCGAUUGCAUUUGAAGUUGUUCGUACUCAUAUGAUGCAUGGACCCUGCGGAGAGCACAAUCGUAAAAGUCCAUGUAUUCAACCCAAUGGUACAUGUUCCAAAGGAUUCCCAAAAGACUAUUGCGAGGAAACAUUUGUUAAUCGUGAUGGUUGGCCCCGGUAUAAGAGGUCUAAUAAUGGAAGGCAAGCAAAAGUUGGUCGAAGGGAAAUUUUGCUAGACAAUCAAUUCGUUGUUCCCCAUAACAUUGACUUGGUUGUCAAAUAUGGUUGCCAUAUUAACGUUGAAUGGUGUAACCAGGGUUCUUUGGUUAAAUACCUUUUCAAUUAUUUUAAUAAAGGUCCAGAUCGUGCAACAGUAAGUGAAGGACAGAACAACAGAACAUCAUAUCAGACGGUUUUGCAACAAGAAAACGAAAUUGAGGCUUACCUGAAAUGUCGUUACGUGUCUGCUUCCGAAGCAUGUUGGAAAUUGUUAGGAUAUGAAAUGCAUUAUCGUUCAAUAGCGGUCGAGAGGCUUCCUUUUCAUUUAGAAGGAUGCAACACAGUUUGUUUCGAAAGUGGUGAAAACGUGGAAAGAGUUGCUUCGAGGGAAAAUGCUGCAAAGAUCGAAAGUGGUGAAAACGUGGAAAGAGUUGCUUCGAGGGAAAAUGCUGCAAAGACUAAAUUUACAGAAUGGAUGACUGCAAACGAAUUAUAUCCAGAAGGUCGUCAUCUAACUUAUCCUGAGUAUCCCACUGAGUUCACAUGGCAUCAACAAGACUUAACAUGGAAGCCAAAAAGUGGUAGUAAGUCUGUUGGCCGACUUUAUUACGUCCCUUCUUCAAUGGGACAAAAGUACUAUCUUAGGAUGUUACUGAAUGUCGUACGCGGUGCUCAGAGCUUCAAAGAUAUCCUUACAGUGGACGGUGUGGAGCAUGACUCUUUCAUGUCAGCGUGCAAGGCUUUACAUUUGCAUCCCAAUGGAAGUUGGGAAAUCAACUUCGGGAGCUUUUUGUAA
This is a messenger RNA of Erigeron canadensis, 3450 nucleotides long. RefSeq lists its product as uncharacterized. The record is from RefSeq and is a predicted model, not a curated record. Gene Ontology annotation, molecular function: DNA binding. The transcript has 6 exons. Lineage: Eukaryota; Viridiplantae; Streptophyta; Magnoliopsida; Asterales; Asteraceae. The coding region runs from base 1 to 3450 and encodes 1149 amino acids.